GAGUCACCCGUGAAACAUUAAAAUGCUGAUGUGGUCAUUAGGUACUCCAUGCAAGCUUGUGGGCCAUCGCAUUGUUAUUAAGGGCAACAUCACCCCUGAUAAAUUUCUCGCGUUAUUCAACCAUUCUGUCAAAGGUUUGUAUCUAUUUUGGGCAUUAUUUUGAGCAAGGUGUAAGAGUCUUGGGAGUGGGAACUCGUCCUCGCCCUCGCCAUCGAUCGCCGCUUCCACCGCAGCCGCGAUCGGCCGCCGCCCCACUAUUUCUCAUCCCUCCGCGGCCUUCGCCGCCGGGCCCGGACUUGAAGAGCGCGUAACCACUGCGUUAACCUCCGGAAUACGAAUUGAAGCCCCCUCGUCCCCGACACGGAGAAGUAACCCUAGCCUGAAAGAUAGAUGGCAAUCGCGAGGACCGGGGUCUUCGUCGACGAUUAUUUGGAAUAUUCGAGCACGUUGGCGGCAGAGCUCCAGAGGCUACUGUCCACCAUGAGAGAACUCGACGAACGAGCUCAUGGUAUUAUAAACCAGACAAAAGAACAGACAAGGUAUUGUUUAGGAAUGCCUUCUCACUACUCGAAGAAGGUAAUCCAUGAAGAUGAUGAGGCAGAAUUCGAGAAGAUGAAAAAAGAGAUCGAAGCUAGCCAGGAAAAUGCAUUGAGCCUGUGCACAGAGAAAGUUUUGCUAGCCCAACAAGCUUAUGAACUG
Musa acuminata subsp. malaccensis (wild Malaysian banana) is the source of this 699-nucleotide messenger RNA. NCBI's taxonomy places the organism in Eukaryota, Viridiplantae, Streptophyta, Magnoliopsida, Zingiberales, Musaceae. The record is from RefSeq and is a predicted model, not a curated record.